AUGCCACUCCCCUCUCUCCGCCUGCUCAUGGGCUUCACUCCUCGCGACCUGUUCCCAUACCUCGACGGCUAUGUCGAGCGCGAACCCUGCAGUGAAAUCCUUGUUGAGCAGCACCUCCUCAUCAUGAGGCCUCACGAGCACUGUUGCGACUCUCGCCUGCACUACAAAGUCUUCAACCACAUCUACCCGUACGACGGGACCAAGACCUUCAGCAACCUGCCCGAAGAGGAGCUCCAACCCCCACAUCGUCUCUCCUAUGAACUCAUGCACCACAUCCAGACAUACUUGCGCAAACACAGGCCGUGGUUCAAGAAGCCAUGGACCGUCAAGGGGGCAAUGAGAAUCGACAAGCAGAGCUCGGCCUUUUUCUUGCCUCAAGUAUCGACCGAUUACACGCGAUACAUGGUCCUGCUUGAGCGCCGGAAGCCUUGUGAAUGUCACAGAUCGUGGAAGCCGCGACAUAAAGUGAACGUGGUGCCGAGUAAGAGGUGUCAAGAGCGACUGGAGAAGGAGUUGGAAAAGGAAAAGGCGAAAAAGAUCAAAGAAGGAACGAGAAGAUCAAGUUCCGCUCCGCCCACGUACACGUCUAGCGCUUAUAGCGUUUACCCCGGUGCCUUAGUCUAUCCAGCUGGAUGUUUUGUUGGUGGAAAUGCUUGUGCCAGUACAUGUUGUUGAAGGUGCGAGAUAGGAAGACGGGAUAUUGAUAUGAGCGCUGCAUGCGGAUUCUGACAUCUGGUCAAGGGUAUCAUAUUAAAAGAGAAUAUUUCUGUCGCAAUCGACCAUAGGAUUGUGGAGAGCAG
Exophiala xenobiotica is the source of this 800-nucleotide messenger RNA. RefSeq lists its product as uncharacterized. The record is from RefSeq and is a predicted model, not a curated record. Bases 1 to 675 code for a protein of 224 amino acids. NCBI's taxonomy places the organism in Eukaryota, Fungi, Ascomycota, Eurotiomycetes, Chaetothyriales, Herpotrichiellaceae. The transcript has a single exon.